CACAAGGAAAUAGUCAACUUCCGGUGGGACCAUAAUAGUUUUACAUUUAAUCGUCUGAGGCGAAUACAAAUCAGAGCAAUCAUGACUUGACUGACAUUUAGUCGUGAUCAGUUCAUCUGAGGUGGGACGUGGAUUCUGCCGCUAAAAAGAUGGAAAAUAUUGAAGAAAAAGGGACGCAGGAAAGCAUGGAGAAGAAAGAAGGACAGGAUGGUAGAGAGAUGCUGAUGAUACGUUUUCCAUGGCGAAGGAACAACAGCUGUCCUGGUAGUCGAGGAGGAGAUGAUGGUACCAAACCUGGAGAGUACAUACUACAGACCCUUUUCCUUGAGUUCUGUAACAUGGCCGAAAAGAAAGUAGAACAAGUGUUAGCUGAACCACUGGAAAAGCCGCUAUCGAAGUCCUUACAGAGAGGGGAAGAUGCUCAAUUUGAUCAACUCCUGAACUCUUUUGGCUGUCUGGCUGAGCAGUGUUUACCUUCCAUUCUGCGUAGUCUUUUCCGUUGGUUUGAACGUCAAAAUUUGAUGGACGAGUGUUCCCAACCAGACACUCGACAGCGACACAGGAGUAAGGGAAGUAAAGACUUCCUCUGUGAGAGAAGAGAUCUGGCUGUGGAGUUUGUGUACUGUCUGGUGUUGAUAGAGGUGUUAGCCAAGUUGGGUUUCCAUCCAGGACACAAUGAUUUAGUGACCUACAUUAUCACACAGGCUUUCCGACACUUCAAGUACAAGGACGGAAUACAGACCAACCCAAAUUCUGGGAACAUCAGUAUCCUGACUGACCUAUACUCGGAGGUCAUUGGUGUGCUUGUCCAGUCAAGGUUCACAGCUGUCAAAAAACAUUUUAUGUCCGAGUUGAGGGAGUUAAAAAUACGUGACCAGACUCCAUAUACCGCACAGAGCAUCAUCAGUCUGCUCACCAGUCUGAAGUACUUCAAGGUCAAGAUGCAUCCCAUAGAGGACUUUGAGGCAUGUGUUAUGUUCCUACAGGACCUGGGACAUUACUUUCUAGAGGUGAAAGAUCGUGACAUCAAGCAUGCAGUCGCCACCUUGUUUGUUGAUAUUCUACUGCCUGUGGCCGCGACGGCAAAAAACGAGGUGAAUGUACCUGUACUGAAGAAUUUGGUGGAUAUGUUAUACACGCCUGCCUUGGACCUGACAAUGAAGAAGAAACACAUGUUUCACUGUUUCCCCCUGGUGACAUGCCUAUUGUGUGUGAGCCAGAAAACAUUUUUCCUCAACAACUGGCCGUACUUCCUUACCACACACUGUCUGUCACAGCUAAAGAACAAGGACCAGAAAUUAUCACGCAUGGCGCUUGACUCACUUCACAGACUUCUAUGGGUGUACAUGGUGAGAAUUAAGUGUGAGAGUAACACAAUUACUCACAGUCGCCUACAGAGCAUCGUCAGCAGCCUGUUCCCUCGGGGCUCCAAGGUGGUCACCCCAAGGGACGUGCCCCUAAACUUCUUUGUCAAAAUAAUCCAGUUCAUUGCAAAAGAGAAGCAGGACUUUGCUAUGAAGGAGAUCAUAUUUGACUUGCUUUGUGUGGGACGGUCAGCCAAGAUUCUUACACCAGAGCGGAUGAGCAUUGGUCUACGUGCAUUCCUGGUGAUUGCAGACAGCCUUCAACAAAAGGAUGGCGAUCCUCCAAUGCCACAGACUCAGGCUACACUGCCCUCCGGAGCCACAGUCAGGGUCAAGAGAACAUUUCUUAAUAAGAAGCUGACUGACCAGAUGGCCAAAACCAUAGGCCUGGCCCAGUAUUACCCACACAUGCUCAAGGCCUUCGACUCCAUGCUGCAUGCACUUGACCUCCAGGUGGGGAGACAACACUUACUAACCAAGUCAGAGAAUGUCAACAAAGAGCCGGAUGACCUAAUGAUAGGAGAGAGAAAGGCAAAGAUAGAACUUUUCCGAACGUGUAUUGCUGCAAUUCCUCGACUUAUCCCAGAUGGAAUGAGCUGUCAGGAAUUAGUGGAACUGCUAACAAGGCUUACAGUUCACCUGGACGAGGAGCUAAAGGGCCAUGCAUUUCAGGCCCUGCAGAACCUGAUGCAGGAGUCGCCACAGUGGAGGGAACAUGUUGUCAAAGGAUUUGUACAGUUUGUGCAGCGUGACAUCAGUGAUACUAACACACAGUUGUUGGACGGUGCCCUGCGACUUCUCAUGCAGCUCUUGGUCCAGUGGAAAACCAACAUUGUCACUGCACAACAAAGGGAAAGGUCAACAGGGGACAGCGCAGCCCCGAUGCAGACACUGCCAGAGGCCACCAACAUCCUGGUCCUGCGGGAGGUGGAGGGUCUGUCACUCGUUAUGCUGUGUAGCUGUCGUGUUGUCACACGCAAACUCGCUGCUCUCCUGCUGAAGGAAGUCAGGAAUAUCUUCACAUGCUGCCAAGCACAGAUGCCUGAGCCGUGCCUACUAGAGAUGAUAGACAAGGCCUGCCCAGAUGUGGUUAAACGACUUCUGCCUUCGCUUCCUGCCUCGGAGAAACCUGUUCUGCUGACCUCGCCAAACAUUGACCUGGCCUGGGUCAUUGACCGUGCAGCCUCGGUCUGGAAUCCUGUUACCAAGGAGAACAAUAUAGAGGAAAGGUCAGAGUCAGUGUUUUCCAAAGUUGACCCUUGGAUGAGGUGUAUCGCCAUGUUUGUGUCCAGCGAAUAUGGAAUGAUCAUUUGCCCACAUGCAGUGGCUGCCUCCUGGCCCAUUGUCUACACUCGACUGGUCAGCAUGCAUACACUACUGGACCCCAACAACAUGAUCAAUGAAUUCCGGACGUCGUCUAUCUUGAGAUCAGGAACUUCCAGUAAGAAACCAACAACAGAGAAAGAUGUACACAUGCAACUAUGGCAGAACUAUGUCAUCCUAGCAUGUUCUGUAGCACAGAAGGACAGUCUCAAUUCUUACAGAUGUGCUUCACCAGAGCAAGGGUCGUCCCCUGAGUCGGAGAAGAGUGACAGUCGGCAAGCCAGCACGAGUUGUACAGACCUGUUCAAACUCAUAGUACCACUGAUGAAGUGUGAAAACCCGGACAUGAGGGACACCAUUGUCAACGGUCUUGGCUAUACCAAUGCUGCUGCCUUCAGGGACCUCAUUGAUGAGUUACUUCCCUUCCUCAAGGAGGCUAUUGAGCGUAAACAGGAAACAAAGAACCGGCGCCGUAAGAAGGAUACUCUUCGAGUGCAGUUGGCUCAUAUAUUUGAACUGAUGGCAGAGAACAGAACUUUUGCCCAGAGCGAGUCUGGUGUAAUUGACACUGGCUCCAGCUGCCUGAUCAAGACGUUCGUCGAGUAUAUAGACGGGGCACGCCAGUACCUGGAGAGCGAGAGUGACCGUGACCUGCCAGUCCUACACGACAUACGUCUACACUUUAGUCGUUUUGUCCGAGAGCUAAUCGCUCACACACCUGCGGAGUUCAAGAGAAGCCUGCUGACAAGAGACUUGCGGUAUAGCUUAUUCCACCUGUUUGCGAGCUGGAGUGGAAAGUUUAGUCACACAAUAGGAGACACUUUGGAUAGGAGAUUCAACAAGGAUGAGAGCUGUUCUGAGCUAGAGCUGUCGGCUGUGAGAGCCAUGUCGGCUGUGCUGUGUUGUGGACCGGUGUUUGACCCAAGUGGUCUGAAUGAUGAUGGCUAUAUAUACCAGUGGCUGGACAUGCUGCUGAGCUCUCACAAUGACAGGAUUAAGGAGCAGAUCUAUGAGCUCGCCAAGGAAACCGUGGUCCUACUGCUGGACUUCAACCCAGACACGCAGGGACUCCUCGAUUGGGUUAUCGAUCGGUGUUACACAGGCGCAAAUGAGGUUGCAGAUGGAUGCUUCAAUGCACUUGCAGCUGUCUUCCAAACAAGGGAAUACCCAUGUGACCAUGUGGCCAUGCUCAACCUGGCCGUCCUCAAUGUGGGCAGUCCGCGCACACAAACACAUGAGACUGCCGUACACCUGCUCCAUUUACUGGACACACGCUUCUUUCAGGAGACGCCUGUCUUCACUGACUCUGCUGACGAUCAAAGACAACAAAGUCUGCCGCUCAAUGACAUCUUGAUGUCUGUGUCCUACUGUCAUUCACAGAUGUACUUGUCGGAGCAGUUAGCCCGCGUCCAGCCCGACCUCACAAUGCCCAUGUUCUCUGAAAUAGCCCAACGGUUCCAGACUGCCAAACCUGCAGUACGACUGAUGUUGCUUAAAUAUCUGUUGCCAUGGUUACACAAUAUGGAGCUGAUAGAUCCCUCCCUGCCACAGUCGUCUCCCUUGAACAACUUUCUGACACGGCUUCAUGACACCCAAACUGACAUAUUCAAGCCUCCUCUCAAAGGAGAGGGCUGGGGGUCUCCAGAGGCUACCAAGAUGGUUCUCAAUAAUCUCUUCCACCUCACGGUCAAGUUUGGAGAUGACCAUCCUAAAGAGGUGGAAGAUCUUUGGUCAUCCCUGGUCAUCUGCUGGCCAAACAAUCUCAAAGUGGUCAUCCAUUACCUGGUCAUCAUCACCAACAUGGCCGCCUCCGAACUGCUGCAAUAUGCCAAGCGUGUGGUGAGCUACCUUGGGCGUGCCAAGCCGGAGCGUCUGGUCGACGAGCUGAUGAACGAGCUACAGACAGUGGAAACACUCAAUAUGAGUAUAGAACGCACACAGACCCCGCCCUUUUUCCGCCUCUCUCAGAUCAAGAAAAGUUUGCUGCACAUCAACACAACUGACGAUGAAAAGGUGGCCACACACUUCUCUGACCACCCACUGGAGAAGGGAACACUACACACCAAGAGGCACAGUGCUAAUGAUGACCUGCCCAGUGAAAGCAGCCCUCGCACAGAUUCCACCCCCUCUCUGAGGAGUUCGUCCAGUACCUCGUCCAAUCCAGAUCAGUUCCUGAUGGAUGAGGACCUACAUAUGCCUACCAGUGGGCGGGGAUGUGAGACGAGGAGGAGUGAGUCUCCGAUGCCCUAUCCUCUCCCCAUGCCAGCGUAUGGCGGAUACUUUGCUCCCCUUACAGAGUAUCUUCCGGAGAACCUCCACCCCACAGCUGGCUUUCACAGGAGUAACAUAGCUGUAAUGUUCCUGUCAGAUCUGGUACUGGACGGCCUGGAGAUCGACUGGUCAGCUCACCUUCCCCUCAUGUUACAUGUCAUAUUCUUAGGCCUAGACCACAUGCGGGGUAUGGUGUACGAGCACUGUAAGAAGCUACUUGAGAACCUGAUGUUACUGGCUGCUGCCCAGGAGCAUGAAGGUGUGGCCCGGGUUCUGCUGGAGUACCGAAGUAACAUCACGGAUACACUCCGCCUCAUUGCCGCGGACGACAAGGACAUGCCCAAUACAUUAGAAGGCCAUGGCCAAGAGAAUGAAUCGGUCGGGAGGUCAACAUUCAGUCUUGACAGUGGUCAGGCGGUGAUAACACCGGAUGUGUCUGCACCAAUAGAACAACCGGCUGACCCGGACUCCUUGAACACUGUAGAGGAGGUGGUGAAAGCUAUCUUGGAUUUCAUGGAUGCUAAACGAGGACGCCCCCUGUGGAGCUGUGAGGAUAUCACACCUCGAACACUCAAUACCCAGAGUGCUGUGCGCCUCGAGUAUUUCCUUAAGUGUGUUGUGAAGUGCUUCAAGGAGAUGCAGCCUCUGGCAUUAGUGGAACAAAGAUGGUCCCAAGUGGCGCUACAGCUGGCCCUGUCCUGUUCCUCACGCCACUAUGCUGGACGAUCUUUCCAGGUUUUGCGAGCCUUGCACAUUCGUCCAUCUACACAGAUGUUGUCAGAUAUCUUGUCAAGGCUGGUUGAGACUGUUGCUGAACAGGGCGAGGACAUGCAGGGUUAUGUAACUGAAAUCAUCCUGACGCUAGAGGCUGCUGUAGACAAUCUCGACCUUGAAUUUCGCCCAAUGGACUUCAUGCGUGAGUUGUUCAUUUCAACGCCAAACCUUGCGAAGGAUGGGGGAUCUGAAGGAAGAAAGAGCUGUGCAUUGAUGGCCCCUCGUCAUCCCUCGCCACAUCAUGCCCGCAGUACCAGUUACUCCCAGGGCCCAGUUCAUCGCACUGCCCCCCUAGACUUACGACUGCGCAGUGGCACUGAGGUGGAGAACCGCAUGCGGGCAAACAUGCCCAGGUCGCGGAGUGCACAUUCCCUAAAGAACCUUGACCAUAAUGGGGCGGAAGACAAACUGACCAUCAUGUCUCAGAUGUUCUGGAUAGCUGUGUCCCUCCUGGAAAGUGACUUUGAGUACGAGUUCUCACUGUGUGUGAGGUUACUGAGUAAGAUAUUGACAAAUAUACAACCAGAAAGACCAGAGUGUCGUGAACGUUUGGAGAAGAUCCAACAGCAGAUAAAAUGGACAAACUUUCCAGGGAUCCAGACUCUCUUGUUAAAGGGAUUUACAUCUGGUGCGCUGUCAGAGCUGACCUGGUCACUGUUGUCUCGACUGACUGUGUGUAUUGCUGCCCCUGUGGUGGACCCCACAGAAAACUUGGGCUUUCCAAUAAAUGUUGUUGCCCUCCUGCCCUUACUGGUACAGAACUACGAGAACCCGAGCCAGAGUUGUCGGGAUGCAGCAGACCACAUUGCACAGGUGUGUUCCCAGAGGUCUGACCGCCUCAACAACCUUGGGACUAUCAUGUCACUAUAUAGCCGUGGAACGUUCGGCAAGGACAGCUUCCAGUGGACAAAGUGUGUCAUCAAAUAUCUCCUGGACGUGUACCUUCCUGCGUCCUACAGUCUCAUCUCCUUCCUGGUAGAGGUACUGGAGAAGGGUCCCGGGACAAACCAACUGUCUGUCUUUCAGAUCCUACAUUGUAUGGUACACUACAUGGACAUUAACACCACUCCAGCGUCCUCCCUCAACCCAGAGCUCUUCCAUACCAUCUCCAGACAUGUCCAGGGCUUCCAUUGGAGGGAGGCAUUAAAGAUCCUGAAGCUGGCAGUAGGGCGCUCAUCCACGCUGACUGCUGCUCCGCCCUCGGCCCACACCAGCGAAGUCGGCACAUUCAUGUCGCACACGUCCUUUGCUGAGGCAGAGGUCAUUACACGCAAGGAGCUACCAGGACGGACAUUGGACUUUGCUGUAGACUUCAGCGAGGUUGGCAUCAUAGGGAGGAAAUAUCUCAACACAGAAAUCCACGGGUCUCUGGACGGCAUUCCGGAAGUCCAGUCCUCUCCGGCACGGAAAGGAAACCAGGAUCAUGACUCGGUCUGGAAGAAACCACAGAACUCGCAGACGAGAGUGCGGGAGAGGCUGGCAGAACUGCUGACAUGCUACGGCCAAAAACGCCUGCCAAAGAGUCCAUCGGAUACGUUUAUUAACAAGGUAAUCUUCAGUCAGUCUAGUGACACUUUGGAUCACCAGCACAGUGUGGCCUCCAGUGGGGAGGAAACCUCAAUACCAGAUAAUGCUGCCAGCGACAUCCUAUUAAGUGAACCAAAUGUCAAUGACAUCAAUAUGACCAUCAAAGGCUUCGACUUCUUGGACAAUGAGCUGGAGGAUUCUGAGGAGAAUGAUUUCUAUCCAAGCUUGGACAGACGGCACUCGUACAACCUCAACUCUCCCGAGAUCGAGAGGGAGCGCCACCACCACUUCGGGAGUGUGCCUGACCUCAAGCUCAUUGGUCACCUGUCCAUAGCAGAGAAACCGGUGACACCUAGUGACAGCAUCAGUCUGAAAGAGGAGAGAAUCUCAGAUAACGAGAGUGAGAACAUGACCCCAGAGGAGGACGGUGUGUCCCAGAAUCUGCCAAUGGGUACGACCAUUACCAUACAGAACCCUAUGCUGGACGAGCGUCGCCGCUCUAGUCCACUUACCACUAGUUCCACUCACAGUCUACACAGCACCAACAGUGAACUUGACCUGGUGGAUCUGAGUUCGAGUACGGCAUCACCAAGUUUCUCGGGUCUCCAGUCAGUCUACCUGUACCUGACAAUGCAGAGUGACGAGGUGGAGGAAGCGUGGAAGUCUCACAUGGGUCGCAUCAUGUCGGGGUCGUCUGCCACCCUUAUGCUCAACACCACUCAGAUCUUCCCCAGGUUGUACAAGGAACUACGCAGAAGACUGGACACAAUGACCAAGGAAUCCAGUUACUACAUCGCAAAGACCGAGUCACUCAAACAGAUUGCCACUUAUUUCAGACAACUACUGGAUACCAUGUUUAUCCAUAUUGACUGUCCCUACUUCUUCACUGAUAGUGAUACGCUGAGUGGAAGUCGUGUAGCAGACAGGCACAAGUUUAAUGUACUAGAGAUGCAGGAAUGCUUUGAAACCUACUGUAUGAGGAAGGACCAAGCAGAACAGAGUCUAGAAUCCAUCAAAUCAUCUAUCAAACAGCAGUCACUGGGAGAUGGUGGUAACAGUGUGGUCGGCUGUAGUGAGGAACAGAAGUUGGAUCUUUGUCGCAAGCUCUACCGCCUGAUCUUCCAACUAGUUCAGCUGUUUGAGAACUACAUCAAGUUGAUGGAGGUGUUUACAAGUGUGCGUGCAUCACCACAGGUGGUAGAUAUCUCUUCCCAAGUGUCGUCUCUCAGGGAGGAGAUUACACAGGCUCUCAGUGAGAUGGAAAAUGGCCAAGACUCGCCUGUUAACAUAGACUCGGGCAAGGUGCUUACUAAACAGGAGGCUUUGUCCAGUCUGGCCGAAUACGUCAACGGCCAGCAGUACAUGAAGGCCAUACAGCUUCUCCGAUCCUUCAGGUCCCUGUGGCCGAAUGACAUGUUUGGACAAGCAACCGAGGAUGAUGUCAUUGUCCUGCUAAACAUAUUCUGUACCUCUCAGGCAGAGAAAAGGACAGGUAUAUUUGCCCUUAUUGGAUUAGAUGUAGACCUGAGCCAUGUACACAGUCAGCUCAUGACCAUCAGCGUCCAGAUGUCCGGCUGGUCACUUCUUCCACUGGGGGUGUCCAAGUCCACACCUGACCUCAGUCACAUCAGCUUGACGUCCGACUCCAGUACUUUGUGACUAGAUCCAGAGCCGACCGCUAGUACGUUGUAACAACGCCAAGGGUCGUCUCUAGUACGUUGUAACAACGCCAAGGGUCGUCUCUAGUACGUUGUAACAACGCCAAGGGUCGUCUCUAGAACAUCGUAACAAUGGGAAGGGUCACCUCUUGUACUAGGAGAUUACCUGGCAAAUGGUUGUGUGCCCGUAGCAGAUUAUUAGGUUGAAGAUCAUCUGCUAGUGCCACGUGACUGAUCUGAGAGUCUUUCACUUUGUCAUACGACUAAUUGAAAUGUCACUGAGUAAUGUGCGGACAAGCCAAAAAUCAUUUUCAGUCACAACAAGAAUAUAGAAAAGCAAUAAUUGUAACAAAGGACAUUAUUUUGUUGUAAGUAUUACUUAAUGAUGGAAAAUUAAAAGUGAACUUUUAGUGUGACAAGUUUUAAAAGUUCGCAAUUAUGAAUUUGUGAUACUAUCUGUGAUCCUGACGAGGAAGGAAAGUCUGGUGAUAAUAAUAUUUACCCUGAAAGGUGGUGAUAAGGAGAGGAAUCUUUACCCUACAAAAAAUCACUGUACAAAACCAUUAUUUCUUUUGAUGGAGGGGCUGAUAGUUUGGAGAAGUAUUUUAACUUUUGACUAUCACAAGGUUCUCUCUGUUUCUGAAGCCAUGACGUUUUCCUUGAUAAUUGUUCCACUGUUAGAGUUAAGGUUGUUUUGAGAUACGUGUAUAUUGUAACAUAAAUUAUUUCUAGUCAGGAGGUACUGGUUGGCAGAUUAACUCUUACAGCCAUCUGCCUAUCUCCUUAUGUACUUUAUAUAUGAAAUAAAAUCAUAUUUAUGUAUUAAUUAUUACAUGCUGAUUAAAUAUAUCAUGAUGAAAAUGCACAAAACUGAUCAAUCAUAAUUCAAGCUUUGCUAGCUGGUUGUUUUCUAUUCCCUUUAAAUAUACUGAGUGUACAAAAGGAGGUUUAGUGAAUUAAGGGUGUAUGUUAUGUUAUGUUUCCAUCCAGAUAUUCAUCUCAUUUUCCCAAGAUUUCCACAUGAAGACAUCUGACGUGUAAAAUCUCUUUUAUUAAUGCCAAUUUGAACCUUGUUAAUUAUAAUUCUAUGAUAAAUUUGACAAAUACACCAGAAUGAAAAAUAAAAUAUAGAGAGUUUGUUAAAAAUUGAUGUACAGUAUUGUUUUCAUGUGCUGCCCUUUUCUGUGUUUGGAAGGCUAACCUGUAUGAAUGUCAUCAAUAUAAAUGACCAAGAAAUCAUACUUUUUGCAAACAAAAAACCACCAAUAUUUCUAGUAUUUAUUAAAUAUUUUGUGUUUGUAGAUGAUUGAUGAAGCCAUACAACUUGUCUUCCCCUGACUACCAAAAUGUUGGUUGAUCAUGUAAUCACAUAUAAAGAGCGUGAUUGAUCGUUUGUAAAUCGGUAAAAUAAUUAAAGUCUUCACUUUGUACAGUAUUACUCCUACAUAUGUACAUUAUUAUUUUAUAAAGUGUUUAUUUGGUUCCUUGUUUGCUCUGUGGCAUUUUAGAAUUAUUUGUGGUGCAUCCAGAAUAGUUGCAUAUUUUUGAAUAUUUUAAUGCAUUUAAAUAUUUAUUUCGGUUAUGUUAUCAUGAACUCCUCAUUUGAUUUGAACUGUCUAUACAAAUGUAUUAUUUAUUGACAAAUCUAGACAAACCUUAAAAAGGGGGGCGGGAGGGAUCUCUGAUAUAGAUUCUCUGACUGUAUUUAAAAGUAUACAUGUAAAAACAAAUCACAAACAGUGUAUAGCUAUUAGCUUAUUUAAUUUAAAAUGUGUAACUGUUAAAUAAGUGUGAAGUACCUGUGCUGACAUUACAAUUGCCAACAUAUCCAUGCUGAUAAUACACGUACAGAACAAAAGGAGGGGAAGUGAUUAUUGAAGACUUAAUUUGCAAAUUCCAGUUGCUUCAGUAUACCCAAUAUCAUUCUCAAAAUUCAGUUGCCAUUUGUUUACUGUCAACUGCUAAAUGACAAUGUCCAUUCAUGUUCUAAUUAUAGUGUCAACUGGACUAUGGUAUCACGAGUUUUGAUAGUAUAGACUAAUUUGCACGAAAAGGCUUCAGUUAUGUUGUUCAAUAGAGAUUCCCUACCGAGUGAUGGUGUUAUCCUUUUUAUCUAACUCGAGUGUAUAAAAUUAAAGACACAAGGGUUACCGAGUGUAUAACAUUAAAGACACAAGGGUUACCGAGUGUAUAACAUUAAAGACACGAGGGUUACCGAGUGUAUAACAUCAAAGACACAAGGGUUACCGAGUGUACAACAUCAAAGAUACAAGGGUUACUUGACAUCAUACCGUAAUUAAUUAGGAGAAUGAAAUAACAUUCAGGGUGUUACCCACUAUGUUACCCACUAGUGGGUUACCAAAAAUGUUUAGCAGGGUUAUCCAAAGAGUCGGGAGUGAGGAAACCUACAGUGGUCGUGGAAGAAUAUUUGUUUAUUUAAAAUGACAUAUUCUUCCAUACACAAUGAACAUACAUACAGUUAGUUGAUAUAAAAGAUAGUGGACAGUAUGACGUGUGAUAAACAUAUUCUUAUGUGUAAUAAAAUAGUAAAGCAUUAUGCUAAACUUCCUCAUUUAUACAUAUCGAAAUCUGGUAAACUUCAUAUAUUUUGAUUUUGUGUACAUGUAGUUAUAUAGAAAUGAAAAUGGGAGAUUAGGAGUGAAGAAAUAAUCAGGAAUGACUCUUAGGCAAAAAAGGAAGGAAAAGGGAGAUAGAAAAAGACAUUCAAGAAAAUGUAGACAUUAUCUUUUCAACAUAUAUACUUAACUCUAGCAAAGAAAUCUAUGUAGAUGCAUUUCAUGGAUAUAUGAUACUUCUCUGUAUUGCAAUUAUCACUUAUAAUCAGUCAAAGCAAUGGAUAAUAAAUAACUGGUAUUUGGUAACUAGCAAUUAGAAUAUGACGUUUGGCAACUGUUUAUUGUCAAAUGAUGUCAAUUGAUAUUUAGCAUUUGAUGUGACAGCACAGGCAUUUCAUAGUUCUGUAUACCUAUCAUAUUUCACCCUUCUUAUCAUUUUAACUUCUCCAUUAAGUUGUGAGUGAUUAUUAUGAUAGUGACAGGUUGGGAACUCCCUCGAAUUUCAGAGAUGGUCUUGACCAAACAAAAUACACCCGGUUUACACUGAUAAAAAUAAUUCUGUAAAUAGUUAUUAAUUGAAACGGAAGAACGGAAACUGCUGACAAGUCGUGAGAGUUCCCAACUUGUUUAAUCUUAACACACAUACAACCUAGGCUGCAUUCGUUUAUCGUGAUCCAAGUGGUUGAACCGGUUGGACUAGAGUUGUUCAGUCAUGAAAUAAGGUCAGACCUAGUAAUCUGAUGCUGCUUUCAGAGCCUCAAUGACAAAGCCUAGCAAGGCCUGCAUCAAUAUUUGCAGGUCCUCCAGGAUUUAUACCUGAAAAUGUUGCAUUUAAAAACAGACAAAUCCGUUGAACCGGAUAUGCGAAAGGGGCCCUGCUGUAAGUCAACAGUGAAACCUGUAUAAUCUGUCACCAUGUGGGACACAUUGCAUAGAUCAGAUCGUAUGUCAGAAUACACAAGUAGUUUUAAUAAGCAUGUUGAAUAACACAGGAUGUAGAAAUACUCGGGGUAAGAUAACUUGGUUGACCCGGUACCUAAAACUACCAGAACUGUGUGACCGAACAACAAUUGGUUGGUGAGAAGGUAAGACAGUGUAAUAUUUGUGGUUGCUGGGUAAUAAAUCAGUCUUUCUUGUACAAUUUUACCCAUUUUGGACAAAGCUAAUCUGUAUAAAAUCACUGCUGAGUUUAAUUUUAACCCUUUCACCCCUAUGUAACUUUAAUAAACUCUACCAUGCAUUGAUCUGGAUAAGUCCAUUAUGGUCUACAGUGGUGAAAGGGUUAAUCCUAAUUAGUGAAAUAUCCAUCGAUAUUAACUAAAUCUGUGGUGCUAAUUUUUUGUGAUUUUUAAUUUAUGCGAAUAUGACUUGCUUUCUUAUUUAGUUGAUCACCAAGUGCUAGUGGAUAUGCUGAUCUAUAUUAACAUUAGCUAACUUGCAUAAUAUAUAAACGCUGCAGUACAAUCAUGGUACCCAGAUUUUUCAGUAUAUGAAUCCCUGUAAAAUGUGUGCAUGCUAUUUCAUAAAUAUUUUAAAAAUCAAAUAUUUUGCAAAAAUGAUUUGUGAUAUUCUUCUUGAAUAAAAUUAGUCAUAUAA
This is a messenger RNA of Mizuhopecten yessoensis (Yesso scallop), 13089 nucleotides long. Its product is annotated as protein furry-like. Lineage: Eukaryota; Metazoa; Mollusca; Bivalvia; Pectinida; Pectinidae. Gene Ontology annotation, biological process: neuron projection development; cell morphogenesis. The transcript is spliced from 65 exons. The record is from RefSeq and is a predicted model, not a curated record. Bases 150 to 8918 code for a protein of 2922 amino acids. Gene Ontology annotation, cellular component: cell cortex; site of polarized growth.